Molecule: messenger RNA, 2740 nt
Organism: Ceratina calcarata
Lineage: Eukaryota; Metazoa; Arthropoda; Insecta; Hymenoptera; Apidae
Gene: Rnf11
Product: Ring finger protein 11
Exons: 3
Coding region: 636-1121 (161 amino acids)
Biological process (GO): ubiquitin-dependent protein catabolic process
Cellular component (GO): ubiquitin ligase complex
Molecular function (GO): ubiquitin protein ligase activity
Source: RefSeq, a predicted model, not a curated record
ACUCCCCUACACUUCGGCAAGCGGAGUGCUGCCUCCAGUAGUAUAUGCUCUAAGAUUCAAUAAGAUAAAUCAUCAUGGAAAAAUGAAAACAUAAUUCGAAGUUAACGAAAAACGAAGAAUUUGAUUUUAACAUGAAGUGUAGAUAUAAAACAUCUUUAUUAAUGGACUAAGAUUUUUGUCAUUAAAUCGUCCUAUCGUGAUUGGAUGUUAGAAAAUGUCAUUCCUUCUAACAACGAAUGGUGUCCAGUAAUCUUUCAUUUUGGCACGGGUUCGCGGAUACCUAUGUGACAACGACGACGACGACGGCGACGAAGACGGAAAAUAAUGUUUUGAAGAAAGAAAAUCCGUUUACUGAAUUUGAAACCGUGACACAGACCGUGAUCCGUUGGGAGAUCGAAACGGACUUCGUUACGUGUUUCGAGGAGGAGAGAAGAGUUCAUGAUGGGAAUAAAACUUGAAAUUUCCCACGUCAAAUUGAUCAUGAUUGUUUAAUUACGACGUCGGGAUCAAAGAGAUUAAGGAGCCCCUAAACACGUUGUCCGUGAAACGCGAACCUAAAGGAGAAGGUGGUAGUGGUGGUGGUGUCGGUGCUGGUGGCGGAGAAGGAGGAGAAGGAGAACGAACGUUUCACCAAAAUGGGAAAUUGCUUGAAACGCGCUGGAAGCAAUCAGCAGGACAAUACUACUUUGUUAAGUAACAAUCCUGAUCCUCCUACGUUGACCAGAGGCUCUCUGCAAGAAGGCCUCGGACCUCCGGUACCUAACAAUGGGCCAGUUACAUUUUCUUAUGCACCAAUUUUUACGAGGGAACUUCACCUUCAACAAAUUGGCAUCGGUGUUAAUCUAGGAACAGGUACCGAAGAGGAACAGCAAGUUAGAAUAGCGAAACGCAUAGGACUUAUUCAACACCUGCCUAUGAGAGAAUACGAUGGGACUAAAAAGGGAGAAUGUGUGAUAUGCAUGAUGGAGCUCCAGGUGGGAGAGGAAGUGCGUUAUUUACCCUGUAUGCAUACUUAUCAUGCUGUCUGUAUCGACGAUUGGUUACUGCGUUCCUUGACGUGUCCUUCGUGCAUGGAACCAGUAGAUGCAGCGCUGAUUAGUUCUUAUCAUCCGACCACUUAAUACUGUUCAGACAGAAAAUGGAGUAGCUAACGGGUAAUCAAACUAUACUAUUGCGUUGAACAGAGCAACUGAAGAGAACCAUUAAUUUUAUUAUUUCAUCUAAUGGCUUCUAACUAGUGGAAGAGGCCUGCUCUUGUUAACGGCCGAUCGUAUUUCAACGUAUCCGACAUACCUGCUCGCAUGCUGAGUAAUAAUGAUACCUGUAUCGUAAAGAGUUGCAAAUAUCUUUUAUGUACAUAGAUCGCUGAGAUCCCUCUUACAGGGCAAUGUUCUCCUCGCGGAUCAUUGAGGAAAAGGAAAUCACGUUCAUGGCCGAAAAACAGUCGAGGAACAGUCGAUUAGUUUUCUUUCCUUUCUAUUAAAUCUGAAGUAACUUUCCUCCAAUGCAGUUGAAAAUCAUAUUUGAUUUUGCGCUCGAGCAAAUGGAGCACAAGAAAGUAGUAACGAUUCGCUGAGAAAAUGUUUCCAGCAGACUUGGCGUUGGUGAUUCAGUCGAGAAGAGAUGAACAGGAUUAUAUGCAUUGUGAAUAUCAUGAUCAAUAUUAUUAUGUAUCAGAAAAUAUUACGCUAUGUAUAUUUUUAAUCGUAGUCGCGAUUGUUUCAUAGUUCCAAAUAUUAAAUAUUUUCAGAAUUUAUCUUAUGACGCAUGAAAAAAUUGACCUUGUUAUUUUUAAGUACAUUCUUUUUUCGAUGUAAUUUGGUCGUAACGCGUGAUCAGUCUUUCUCUAAAAAAAGGUAAACACCGCAAUGAAACUACACACAAAAUUGGAAAGCAGGAGCACUGGCACCCCAGGUUCUUCGUUCCAUACAUACAUAUGAACACUACGUUAUAUGUAUGCAUUUUGAAUUUUAUGUAUUUCAGACGAAAAAUGUGAACUGCGAUUGAAUAUUUGUGUCACUAUGUAUGUCGACAGUGCCGUUUGUAUAUUCCCUUUGUAUAUGUUCGUAUAUGUACACGUAUGUCGUUUACGUUCAACUUUAUGAAAUACAUGGGGUAUUGGUUCGAUCGAGAAACGUUUUAAACAAACUCGUGGAUUCGAGUACAUAAAAACAGUUAUUAAAAUCUGUCUUCUAUGACUUAUUUAAACAUAUUUUAUUUUCAUAUUCUACCAUUACCUCUUUUUACGACACUUCAUACGUAUACAUGCGUACAUACAUCGAUAUUACUCAUAGCGCAAAAGGAAGAAUUCAUUGAUUAUUUUUAUAAAAAUAUUUGCGAGUAAUAUGUAUGCAUCCUGGUACUUCGUUAAAUCCUGUUAUUCAUGGUAAUUGAACGUAAUUUGAACCGCAGAUCGAUCCAAGGAACAAAUUCCUGUGUUUCAGUUCUAAAUCGGUUUAUUCUGGUUUGAUCACACAUACAGAGGUACAUAAUAUAUAUGUAUCUACACACUUAUCCAUGUCACAGUAAUACGAAAAAGUUGCAUAAUAUGUAAUAAUAAGAUUACGAAUAAGUUGUUCAACUUGGAUCUCUAUACGGACUUGAAAUCCGAAUAAAACUGUCAUAAUGAUAAAUCCUGCAAAUGCUAUAUUGUUCUCCGACAUGAAACUCGAAUGAAAAUUUAAAUAUACCAAUCGGUCAAUUUCGUAUAAAGAAUAAAUAAAUAUUAUUUUAAAGUUUA